AUGACUUCGUUAUUGAAGCGCAAAAGAGCCCCGGUGGAAGUUCUCGAUACGCCCAAACGAUCGAAAUCCGUAAAAACGAAAUCAGGAACGCCGCUACGAAGUACGAUCCAGAAUCAAGGCUGGGAGGCAGCUCUCGACCCACCAAGCGCAACUGGGAAGGCAUUAGUGAAGAGUGAGAAGGCAAACGGUGUGAAGGGGUCAAAUGAACAGUUGGGGUCUCCAGAGCUCAUCGAUAAUGAAACUAUCAAGGGCAAAGGCAAGGGCUCCAAGGGCAAUGUGGGGGAAGUGCCAGGCUCAGGGAAAAAGAGGAGGAAGAGGAAGCAACAUGGGGAAAAGAGCGCCACAGAGCAAGUGAUGAAGGAUAAGAAGAAGAGUCAUCCAGAGUCAGCUCCGGUCAUCAAGCCCAUCAAGAAGACAGAUAUCAAGCCGGCCAAAAGGAACGCACUCGAGCCGUGGAAAUUGUCUGCGCCUAUUGGGGGCCGCAUGGUCAAUGCGGAUCCCGUCUUCAGCAAGGAUGAAAAAUUUCUGAUUGUUGCACAUCUGGGUACCAUUCAGGUCUUCUCGACUGCCGACUCACUUCUCACUCGAUCGAUUAAGCUCAAGCUCAAUGAGGCGGCCGACAUCCUCCCGCGGAUCAUUGCAUUCUGCCUUUCGCCGACCGAUGAGGAUAUUCUAUGGGUUGCAUGCUCGGAUGGAUCGAUCUACAGUAUAGACUGGACUUCAGGGGUUGGCGCCGAACAGUACUGGGGCGUUUCUUCGACAGGGUGCAUUCACAUGACCGUAGCCUCUAUGGACUCGGCAGACCGAAGACGAGAUGUGAUAUUUACGACUGAGGCCCGCAAAGAUGGAGGAUUCCGAAUAACUGCGAACGAGUUAGCUCCACCGAACAGCGAAGUCAAGACCGUAGCCAGGACAAUCUAUACAUCCAACCAGCGGAUCCACUUUUUGAAGACGGCGAAAGAAGGAUCAAUCAUCGUAGCAAUUUCUGGAAACAAGGCUUUGGUAGGUCGACUUCGAUCGACCGAGUACGAUACCCUCGACAGGAUCCGAUACGAGUUCAGGAUAUUCGAAUCCACGGAAACGAUCAAGUCCCUGGAUAUUCGAGUCACCACGAGAACAGCAACGGAAGGAAUGAAUAAGAAAUUCAAGAACAUGUUGGUUGUGGCCUUAGCGAUUGGGGAUGUGAAGGGCGUUGUGUACCUGCACAGCGAUAUCCUCGCAAAGCUGUUUGCUGAUGGGGUUGCGUCCGGAAUGAGUCUGGCUCCACGGAAGAUGCACUGGCAUCGACAAGCAGUACAUACGGUCAAAUGGUCUCUUGAUGGUAACUAUGUCAUUUCUGGUGGCACUGAGACUGUUCUUGUCCUGUGGCAACUCGACACUGGAAAGCAGCAAUUCUUGCCUCAUAUGGCUGCAACCAUACAGAAUGUAGUUGUUUCGCCUACUGGGACUUCGUAUGGUGUCCAGCUCGCGGACAAUUCAGCCAUGGUGCUUUCCACAUCUGAGCUCAAGCCAACCGUUAACAUUUCUGGGAUUCAAACCUGUGUGGUCGAGUCUGAGCCUUCCGUUGAAUCUCAGGUGGAAAGACUCGAGGAAGCCACCUGGAAUCAACCUCUGAUACAACGCACUCCUGCUGUUAUCCUCCCAACCAACACCUCACGGCUUCUCCUUGGGGUUGGACAAACACAGGAAAUCCGCGCCAAGAGGCCGGCGGUCACCAGUAGCCCCUUUCUUCAAACCCUCGACCUUGGAUCUGGUCACAACGUAACUCGCCAAGCUCUGGCGAGAACUAACAUCACAAGCGUAAAUGCGGCUCCAGGUCUCCAGCGGAUAACAGAGCCGAGAAUCACCCACAUGAAGAUUUCGCACGACGGAGAAUGGCUUGCGACGAUCGACGAAUGGGCACCUCCGGCGCGGGAUUUGCAGUUAUCGAGACGUCGGGACAAGGAACUUGCAAACGAACGCCAAACAAAUCGAGAAGUUUUCCUCAAGUUUUGGCAGUGGUGUCAAGCAAGCGAGACGUGGGAACUUGUGACCAGAAUCGACUCUCCACACUCCGAUGGUUCCGAUUUGGGGAAUGCUGGGAUGAUCGUAGAUCUCGCUGUGGAUCCAAGCUCCUUGCGUUUCUCCACCAUCGGCGAGGAUGGCGUUGUUCGCGUAUGGGCUACGAAGACCCGAAAGCGAAAUGAAAUAGUCGUCCGCGGUAAAGACAACAAACCGCUUCGGAACUGGAACUGCGAGCUCGCAAUUUCACUCGGCAAAGCGGAACUUCCAGACGGAACCGACACGACGUGUGACCCUUGUGGAUGCGUUGCAUUUUCGGAGGACGGAUCAAUCCUAGCCGUCGCCUGCAAUAACAACGACGGACUAGUGCAUUUCCUAGACCCAGACACUGGCGAUAUCCGCCUCUCCCAGACCGGACUCUUCGAAGACGAGAUCAUCGCCAUGGAAUUCCUCGGUCAAGAUCUGCUCACACUUUCAGAUAAACUUAUCGUUUUCGACCUCGUGUCUGGAGAAGCCCGCCUCAUCAUCAAAGCCCACGCUGCCACAAAAUCCCUAUCUACCAGGCAGAAACAAGAAAUGAUGCACCUAGCCGUCGACCCUAAAAGCCGUAAUUUUGCCGUCGCGCUUCCAAGUAUCCGAGAUCCAGGAUCUUUGCGCACUGCAAGUUCGGAACUGGUUGUCUUUCACCAAGAUACCCGUGACCCGCAAUUAAAAGAGGUAUUUCAAACGCUCAUCACAGCGCUCCUCCCAGCUCUCGGUACGGAGGGCUUCCUGGUGCUUGACACAGCGGCCGAAAUCCAUACCGUUCUGAAGAAGGGCACUCAGGGCGUCACGAUGCUUGCUCAAUCUACAUCCGCCCUCCAACUCGACGCCCUUGAAAACACGACUACGGAAGCCAUGCGCAUUGACGAAGAUGCCGAUCUUUUAGACGCAGAGGAAUACCCUACACCUGCCCCCACCCAAGACGGAGAAGCAGGAAUGGAAGAGGAAGACAACGAGACGCCGGUCGUCGCGCAGCAAAAACUGGCGGAGAUCUUUAAUAUCGGGCCGGCAUUUGCACUGCCCCCGAUGGAGGAGAUGUUUUACCAGGUUGCGGACCUAUUUUCCAGCAAGCCAGUGCGCAAGGCUGCAGCGUAA
Messenger RNA from Drepanopeziza brunnea f. sp. 'multigermtubi' MB_m1, 3138 nucleotides. RefSeq lists its product as uncharacterized. Gene Ontology annotation, molecular function: protein binding; RNA binding. Gene Ontology annotation, biological process: positive regulation of transcription by RNA polymerase I; positive regulation of rRNA processing. NCBI's taxonomy places the organism in Eukaryota, Fungi, Ascomycota, Leotiomycetes, Helotiales, Drepanopezizaceae. Gene Ontology annotation, cellular component: nucleolus. The record is from RefSeq and is a predicted model, not a curated record.